Castor canadensis (American beaver) is the source of this 2230-nucleotide messenger RNA. NCBI's taxonomy places the organism in Eukaryota, Metazoa, Chordata, Mammalia, Rodentia, Castoridae. The record is from RefSeq and is a predicted model, not a curated record.
GAAAUCAUUUGGAACAUACCUGUAAGUGUGGAGGCCUUCAGUCAGAAGGGCUGGUAAGCAUGCAGGCAUCCCAGCCUGAACACGAGGUGGGGACCACAGACGGGAAGCCCUUCAGCAGCCAGGACAACUUCCCCUCUCAGGAAAGCAUGCUGAGCCCAGCGAACCUGACAGAUGACCAGAUAGCCGCAGGUCUCUAUGUAUGUACAAAUAAUGAAAAUACUCUGAAGUCCAUCAUGAAGAAGAAAGAUGGGAACAAAGAUUCAAAUGGCACAAAAAAGAAUCUUCAGUUUGUUGGCAUUAAUGGCGGGUAUGAAACAACCUCAAGUGAUGAUUCCAGCUCAGAUGAAAGCUCUUCUUCCGACUCAGAUGAUGCAUGUGAUGUCCUUGAGUAUCCUCCUGAAGAAGAGGAGGAUGAAGAGGAGGACGAAGACAUUCGGGGAAUGGCGGAAGGGCACCAUGCAGUUAAUAUUGAAGGUUUCAAGUCUGCCAGGGUGGAAGAUGAAAUGCAGGUUCAAGAAUGUGAACCUGAGAAGGUGGAAAUCAGAGAGAGGUAUGAAUUAAGUGAAAAGAUGCUGUCCGCAUGCAACUUACUGAAAAGUAAUAUAAAUGAUCCCAAAGCUUUGACCAGCAAAGAUAUGAGGUUCUGUCUGAACACCCUCCAGCACGAGUGGUUCCGUGUGUCCAGUCAGAAGUCAGCUGUGCCAGCCAUGGUGGGCGACUAUAUCACUGCUUUCGAGGCUGUCUCCCCAGAUGUCCUCCGCUACAUCAUCAACAUGGCUGAUGGCAAUGGGAACACCGCUCUCCACUACAGUGUGUCCCACUCCAAUUUUGAGAUCGUCAAGCUGCUUCUGGAUGCAGACAUGUGUAAUGUGGAUCACCAGAACAAGGCAGGGUACACACCCAUCAUGCUGGCUGCCCUGGCGGCUGUGGAGGCAGAGAAGGACAUGCGGGUUGUUGAGGAACUCUUUGGCUGUGGGGAUGUAAACGCCAAGGCCAGUCAGGCGGGGCAGACAGCCCUCAUGCUGGCUGUCAGUCAUGGGCGGAUAGACAUGGUGAAGGGCCUGCUGGCCUGUGGAGCUGACGUGAACAUCCAGGACGACGAGGGCUCCACCGCCCUGAUGUGUGCCAGCGAGCAUGGGCACGUGGAAAUCGUCAAGUUGCUGCUGGCCCAGCCAGGCUGCAAUGGCCACCUGGAGGACAAUGAUGGAAGCACCGCCCUCUCGAUAGCCCUGGAAGCAGGACACAAGGACAUCGCCGUUCUUCUGUAUGCCCAUGUUAACUUCGCAAAAGCCCAGUCUCCGGGUACCCCUCGGCUUGGAAGGAAGACAUCUCCUAGUCCCACCCACCGAGGUUCAUUUGAUUGAUAUAUGCAAACAGCCCUCCAGUUACAUGCCCAUAAGCUGCUAAUUGUUCCUGUUGGGGUGACAGAUACUGAAUGUAUAUGGACCAUGUCUGAGCUCACUAGCCCACAGCAGCAUAAGGGCCUGGACUUAAGGCUGACGCCUUUGUAAGGGAAGGGGGGAGACUGCCAACCUGGGUCUGCAGGACUCCUCUGAGUAGGGCUCAUUUGAACCUGUCUCUGUGGCUGCUGAGUCUGCUCCGUUAUGUACAGUGGUAGGAAAUGGUAACCCAACCUGAAAGGGCAACUUCUUUCUUCUCCCCUUCAUCCUACAACACAAAGUGGUGUCAGGUUCUCCUUGGCGGGAUAUUUUUUAAAUUCACACAAAUAUUUAUACUUACUAACUAUGGAACCAUUGGAAAGCUCUUCCAAAAUUCCAUUCCGUGAUGAUUGUUAAUUUUUGUCUUUUUUAUUUUAAAAGUAAGAAGGUUGAGAUGACUUUGGUCAUCUGCAACCUGGGCCCUAGGCUGAUAGUUUCUGGUUUAAAAAUAGAAGAUGGAACCCUCAUACCAUAUAAACUUAAAAAGGAAAUGUUUUCAUACAUCAGGUGGAUGUAUGAUAUGGCUUUUUAUAUAAAUGAUAUCUAUGAAAUUGACAGAGAAUUUUCAAUUAUAUAUAACAUGACCACAUUUUUAACAAUUGCACAACCCUGUCUGCAUCUAAUAAAGGUUGAGUUGUGUUAGAGGAACUGGCUGUCCACUUGCCACUAGAGAAGCAGCGUAGUUCUUUAUGGAUUCCUUUAUACCAUGUCACAUUUACUCUGGUCCUGUCUGUAUUUAAAUGUCUGAAGUGCCUUAGACUCUUGCCAUAUUUUCAAAAUAAAAUUUCAUU